Cervus elaphus (red deer) is the source of this 525-nucleotide messenger RNA. Its product is annotated as putative HTLV-1-related endogenous sequence. Lineage: Eukaryota; Metazoa; Chordata; Mammalia; Artiodactyla; Cervidae. The transcript is spliced from 2 exons. The coding region runs from base 1 to 525 and encodes 174 amino acids. The record is from RefSeq and is a predicted model, not a curated record.
AUGGAGAAGCCAGGGACUCCAGGUACAAGCUUGCCCCGGGCGCGGAGGGGAGCCGUCCCGACUCCGAACUACAGACCCUCUCGGGGAACCCUGGCCGUCCAAACGGCAGAACCCACCCCGAACCCCGGCUGGACUAGGGGCAGCGCUCGGCUCCGGAGAGCAGGCGAAGGCACCCCCGGGGCUGGGGGACGCGCGGGCUGCAGGGCUAGAGACGGGCAAGGUGUGGGCAAGUCAAAUGCUGAAUUCACUUUAGGAAAGCAGUUUCAGGAGCGCCCGAGAGACAGAGCGGAGCUAGAGGUGCCGGGAGAGGCGGCGACGCGGGAAUCCCGUGGGUCCCCGAGGACCCGGCGGUGGGCGCUCCGUGCGCGCCGCCGCAGCUCCGCCCCGGCCCCGGCCCCGGCCCCGGCCCCGGCCCGCGCGCACUCACCGGCCGGCGCUGCCCGGCGCUGCCCUGGGCGGAGCCGCCGCCCCGCCGCGCUCCGGAGCCGCCGCCGCCGCCGCGGUGCCUCGCCGCUGCUUCCCUGA